Molecule: messenger RNA, 5462 nt
Organism: Brienomyrus brachyistius
Lineage: Eukaryota; Metazoa; Chordata; Actinopteri; Osteoglossiformes; Mormyridae
Product: diacylglycerol kinase beta-like
Exons: 27
Coding region: 869-3514 (881 amino acids)
Biological process (GO): intracellular signal transduction; diacylglycerol metabolic process; lipid phosphorylation
Cellular component (GO): plasma membrane
Molecular function (GO): calcium ion binding; ATP-dependent diacylglycerol kinase activity
Source: RefSeq, a predicted model, not a curated record
GACUGGAUCCUGGAGACAGUGAGCGGGACUGGAAACUAGGAAGAGUUUGGGAAUUAUGAAGAGGGAGAGAGAGGGAGACUGGGAAUUAAGAAGAGGGAGAAAGAGGGAGGGACUGGGAAUUAAGAGGGAGAGAGAGGGAGACUGGGAAUUAACAAGAGGGACAGAGAGAGGGACUGACUGGGAAUUAAGAAGAAGGAGAGAAAGUGACUGGGAAUUAUGAAGAGGGAGAGACGGACUGGGAAUUAGGGAGAGAGAAAGAGGAACUGGGAAUCAGGAAGAGAGAAAGGGUACUGGGAAUUAGGAAGAGGGGGAGAGAGAGAGAGUGAGAUGAUCUGGGAAUUACGGAGGGUAAUAGAAUGAGAGAGAGAGAGGAUCUGGGAAUUAUGAAGAGAGAGAGAGAGAGAGAGAGACACCCGGAACUAGGAAGAGGGGAAGCAGUGCACGGAGCUUCAUUAAUUCUUGCUGGAAAGGCUGGAGGUGGCUUCAGUGCCAGGAACACCCUGCUCGCUGUGUGACGGUGCGCUGCAGUGAGACCCUUCUUCGGCGACAGAGACACUCCCCACAGUCUGCCUGCCUGGGACUGUUACAGUUAACCUGAUGCCAUAUUCCAAUCCCUGAAUGACUAUCAGAUGUUGCUGAGCACGGUGUGCAGGUGUGGCACAGAUGUGUCGGAGAACCUGUAGAGACUGCUUGAGAAGUGUGUGUGAAGCCUGAAGAUCCUGAGCAUUGGGCUGUUCCGUACUGUGAAGCACUGAAGGCGUUCUUCCUCCCUGCCUCCAGGGGGCAAAGGCUAUUGGCACAAUGCAGAGUCCCCUGCGCUCCGAGUUGGACCACGGUCAACGGCCCUAAUCGGCAUCUCCUGGUCAAGAUGGGUGACGGGAGCUGGGAAUGCUUGAGCCCAGCCGAGUUCAACCAGCUGCAGCAGUACAGCGAAUAUUCCACAAAGAACCUAAAAGAUGUGCUGGAGGAGUUUCAUGGAGAUGGUGUGCUUGCCAAAUACAACCCCGAGCAGAUGCAAGAUGUUCUCAACCAACCCAUCGACUAUGAGGGCUUCCAGCUCUUCAUGGCCACGUACCUUGAGAACGACAUCCCUGAGGAGUUGUGCCGGCACCUCUUCACUUCCUUCAAGAGCAAGACAGGAUCAGCCCCAUCUGAGGCUCCUCCUGCACGGGCUGGGGUCCUAGAGUCCAAGACGAUCGAUGCCGGGAUCUCCAUACAGACAGAAGUGGCCUGCGCUGCUGUUACAGGAAUGAAUGGAAAGAGCAUUCUAGCUGCCAUGGGCCGUCACGUAUCUGAACAGGCAUCUAUCGUGGCAACGGGUCAAGCACCCGCCACCUCCCAGCCCUGUGGCACAGACGCCCCCUUCUGGUCACCCAGCUGCCGAGACAAAUCCUCUGGGGCUGAGAAAAACAUCCCAACGGCUUCUAAGUUCAAUGGCACCACGUUCCUCCUGAUGCCAGAACAGAGCCAGGCGGAAAAGCCCUCAUCACAGAGCGGGAGCCCGUCGUCACAAAAGGACACCGCUGUAUCCGCACCCCAGGUGGUCCUCCUGAAGGACAUUGUGUGCUACCUGUCCUUGCUGGAGAGAGGGACGCCGGAAGACAAACUGGAGUUCAUGUUCCGGCUCUACGACACGGACGGCAAUGGUCUGCUUGACAGCUCGGAGCUGGAUCGCAUCAUCAACCAGAUGGUCCAUGUGGCAGAAUACCUGGAGUGGGACUCUACUGAGCUGCGGCCGAUUCUGAAGGAAAUGAUGGAGGAGAUUGACUACGACCAUGAUGGGACCGUGACACUGGAGGAAUGGAUCAGAGGAGGCAUGACCACCAUCCCACUGCUGGUGUUACUUGGAAUGGAGACAAAUAUGCAGGAGGAUGGUCAGCAUGUAUGGCGCCUCAAGCACUUCAACAAGCCGGCAUACUGUAACUACUGCCACGCCAUGCUGCUGGGGGUGCGCAAGCAGGGCCUCAGCUGCUCCUUAUGCAAGUACACGGUCCAUGAGCGCUGUGUUUCCAAGGACAUCGCUGCCUGCAUCAGCACCUACGCCAAGUCACGCCGGGAUACAGCUGUAACGCAGCACGUGUGGAUGGAAGGCAACUCAGCCACCAAAUGUGACCGCUGCCACCGGAGCAUCAAGUGUUAUCAGGGCCUGACCGGACUGCACUGUGUGUGGUGCCACGUCACUCUCCACAACCGGUGUGCAUCAAGCGUGAAGCCGGAGUGCGACGGGGGGGCGUUGAGGGACCACACCCUGCUACCUUCCUAUAUCUGUCCUGUGGUGCUGGAACGCCAUUCUGGCAUGAAGCGCCCUGAAAGAGAGUCUCCACCCAGCAUGAGCCCUGAGGACCUCAGCCAGAACUUUAAGUUCACUGGAGAUGGACAAGGACUUCAGAUCACCCCCUUGCAAGGAACACACCCCCUCCUGGUCCUGGUUAAUCCAAAGAGUGGCGGCAGGCAGGGUAAGAGGGUGUUGCGCAAAUUUCAGUACCUCCUGAACCCAAGACAGGUCUACAGUCUGGAUCGAGCUGGACCUACUGCAGGACUGAACUUCUUCCAUGAUGUGCCUGACUUCCGAGUUCUGGCAUGUGGAGGCGACGGGACUGUGGGCUGGAUCUUGGACUGCAUUGACAAGGCCAACCUUGGCAGGCAUCCACCAGUCACAAUCCUGCCCCUGGGCACCGGGAAUGACCUGGCGCGCUGCCUGCGCUGGGGUGGAGGGUACGAGGGUGGCAGCCUGCUCAGAGUCCUGAGGGAUAUUGAGUAUAGCACAGAGGUAAUGUUGGACCGCUGGAACAUUGACAUUGUCCCCAGCAAUAAGGAGGAGAAAGGUGACCCUGUCCCCUAUGGCAUCGUCAACAACUACUUCUCCAUUGGAGUGGAUGCCUCCAUUGCUCACCGGUUCCACCUGAUGAGGGAGAAGCACCCAGAGAAGUUUAACAGCAGGAUGAAGAACAAACUCUGGUAUUUUGAGUUUGGCACCACAGAAACCAUCUCAGCCACAUGCAAGAAGCUGAAUGAGAGUCUGGAGGUAGAGUGUGACGGCAUCCUUCUUGACCUCAGCAGCACUUCGCUGGAGGGGAUCGCAGUCCUCAACAUUCCCAGCAUGCACGGCGGCUCCAACCUGUGGGGUGAGACCAAGAAGAGGAGGAACUACAGCCGCAUGAGCAAAAAGGUGCCAGAAAGGGCGCCGGUGAAUACUGUGACUGAUGCCAAAGAGCUCAAGUUCUGCGUCCAAGAUCUGAGUGACCACCUGCUGGAAGUGGUGGGGCUGGAGGGGGCGAUCGAGAUGGGCCAGAUCUACACAGGGCUGAAGAGCGCCGGCCGCAGGCUGGCUCAGUGCUCCAGCGUCGUCAUCAGGACGUCCCGCCUGAUGCCCAUGCAGAUCGACGGUGAGCCAUGGAUGCAGCCCCCCUGUACGAUACAGAUCACGCACAGGAACCAAGUGCCGAUGCUGUUGGGGCCCCCGCAGAAGACCCCCUUCUUCUUCUUCAGGAGGCGUAACAGAAGUCGAGACUAGCGGAAGAACUGCCAAGGGCAGCCCUGCCUAACAGGCCCAGAGAAUGAUCGCUGCAGGCCCGUACUGCAGGGUACUUGGAUUUUGCCAGGCUCAGCUGCCCAGGCAUGGAAAGACUGAGGAUUGUAUAAGUGACACAGAGAUAUACUAUAGACAACCCCUCCAGCAAUGUUUCCUGUAAACCGCCCUGAGAGGUGUGCCUCUCACACCCUGACCCUAACCACCAUUCUCCAAAACUCCCUGCGUAUUUGCGAGCUCAAAUCCCUUCGACCACUUAUGAAGCAGUUUCUCUUCUCAGCUACCCCUGCCUACUGGUUCCCACAUUCGCUAGGCAACAUAUCAUGCCCUUCAGAUCCACAAUCAUUACCCAGGGUUGGUUUAUAAAUAAAUUGUGCCAUUGCCAUAUUUAACCAGAUGGGCGAGCCAUCUAAUGGUGGCAGUAUGCAUAGUGGUAACAAAGUGGUUUCCCCUCUUUGUAUCCUUUGUGUUGCUUAUGAAAGCAACAUACAUGUACGUAUAUCAGUGUUUCUCCAACUAAUCCUCGGGGACCCUUAGGCAGGGAGCUGGGGGGGAGCAAAAAUGAGGACUGUCUGGCAGGGGGCUGGGAGGGAACAAAAGCAGGGACCAUCUGGGGGUUCCCAAGCCAUCGGGUUGGGAAACACUGACAUAUAUCAACAUGUAUGUUAAGAGCUAAGAUUUGUCUAAUGAGACAAGUGAGUGUGGUUUGAAGGGUACCAUAAAUAAUAGAUGAUAGGAUACAAAACGUCCACUUUAGUCAUCCUUUACAGCUCCAGAACCAUCCAAAGCUCAUCUAUAAUGGAGGAUUUCUUUGUAGGAUAGUGGGCAGAUGGGAAUAUGGGCAAGGAAACAGGCCGCAGGAUCAGUAUGUGCUGGCAGAAAUCAUACCCCUUGUUGCCUUGCUUCACCAGAUGGGGCGCUGCUGAGAAUAUUUUUUUUUUAUCUAAAAAUGAAUGGAUGUGAUCAAGAUGGAGCGGGUGGUCACACAUAUUCCCCAGGUGCAGUUAUUGCAUUUGAGCAUGACCCCAGAACACGACACUGGCCCUCUGAUGAUGUUUCCUUCACCAAGCUAGGGCGAGCGUAGCCCCCUUUCCUGCAGGAGGGAGGCUCCCGCUGUCCAUGGACAUCCCUCGAUUUCUCCUGGACAAUGUGGACCCAGCUUUAGGGCAGUGGUGGGGACUCACCGCUGGUCACCUGAGCCAGCAAUGCACAGUGCAAACACUCAUCACUGGACCAUGUGGACACAGAGCUUUAGGGCAGCAGUGAGAAUUUGUCACUGACCACCUGAGCCAGCAACGCACAGUGCAAACACUCAUUACUGGUGCUCCAGUACCACAGAGAGAGGUUCACAGAAGUGUCCCAUGGGCCUCACUUCAGAGCAACCAGUACUGCAAAAGGCAGCUGUCCGGAGGUAGCAGAGAGGAAUACUCAGUGUACCUGUUUGAUUGUGGAUACUUAGUGUACCUCUCUGAUUGGGGGAUACUCGGUGUAACCUCUCUGAUUGGGGAUACUCAUUGUACCUCUCUAAUUGGGGGAUACUCGGUGUACCUCUCUGAUUGGGGGAUACUCAGUGAAACCUGUCUGAUUGGGGGAUACUCAGUGUACCUCUCUGAUUGGGGGAUACUCAGUGAAACCUGUCUGAUUGGGGGAUACUCAGUGUACCUCUCUGAUUGGGGGAUACUGUGUUAAACUUGUCUGAUUGGGGGACAUUCAGUGUAACCUUUCUGAUUGGGGGUUAUUGGGUGUACCCUGUCUGAUUGGGGGAUACUCAGUGUACCUCUCUGAUUGGGGGAUACUCAAUGUAACCUCUCUGAUUGGGGGAUACUCAGUGAAACCUGUCUGAUUGGGGAUUAUUCAGCGUACCCUCUCUGAUUGGGGGAUACUCAGUGUACCUCUCUGAUUGGGGGAUACUCAAUGUACCCUCUCUGAUUGG